GUUUGCUCGACCGGGCGCUGAAGUGUAGAGCGGGUCCCGGGCGCAAGCGCUUGCUGCUGCCCUUGCUAGCCAGAUCAGUCCAUGAUGCCUGAAGUGCGAGACCUUUCCGAUGCUCUGCCAGACUUGCCCAUGGAUCCGAUCACYGGUGUUGGCGUCGUUGCAUCCCGGAACCGAGCGCCGACAGGUUACGAUGUAGUUGCACAAACAGCAGAUGGCUUGGAUGCUGACCUCUGGAAAGAUGGCUUAUUUAAAUCCAAGGUCACACGAUACCUGUGCUUCACGAGGUCRUUUUCAAAAGAAAAUAGCCAUUUAGGCAAUGUCUUGGUUGAUAUGAAGCUCAUUGACAUCAAGGACACGUUGCCUGUGGGCUUCAUCCCCAUCCAGGAGACUGUUGACACACAGGAGGUAGCCUUCAGGAAGAAGAGGCUGUGCAUUAAAUUCAUCCCUCGAGAUUCCACAGAGGCAGCAAUCUGUGAUAUCCGAAUUCUGGGUAGAUCGAAGCAAGCCCCUCCUCAGUACACGUUCAUAGGGGAACUGAACAACAUGGGCAUCUGGUACCGGAUGGGCAGAGUCCCACGAAACCAUGAAUCUUCUCAAGCCACAACCCCUUCUUCCCAAGUACCAUCUUCAACGCCAGCUCCCAACUUGCCUAGGCACAUCUCUCUAACRCUUCCCGCCAGCUUCCGAGGGAAAAGCCACAGCAGCCGUCUGGACCUGGAGCACCAGCACUCCAAUCUGUACGCCAUUUCGGCGAUGGAUGGGGUGCCCUUCAUGAUCUCGGAGAAGUUCGCCUGCGCUCCCGAAGGGGUGCAGACAGUUGAUCUCUUGGGCAUCACGAUCAAAACCCUAGCAGAAAUUGAAAAGGAGUACGACUACAGCUUCCGGACGGAGCAGAGCGCCGCGGCCCGCCUGCCACCCAGCCCCACCAGGUGCCAGCAGCUGCCGCCGUCCUGAGCGG
Molecule: messenger RNA, 958 nt
Organism: Nothoprocta perdicaria
Lineage: Eukaryota; Metazoa; Chordata; Aves; Tinamiformes; Tinamidae
Gene: MVB12B
Product: multivesicular body subunit 12B
Exons: 10
Coding region: 82-954 (290 amino acids)
Biological process (GO): virus maturation; regulation of epidermal growth factor receptor signaling pathway; viral budding
Cellular component (GO): late endosome; ESCRT I complex
Source: RefSeq, a predicted model, not a curated record